AUGGCUGAGUCGGAUACUAUUCAGGUGUUCGUCCCACAGAGGCAUCAGAACCGGCCCGUCACCAGGCAACUUACUGUGGACGAGGCUCUGCAAUUCACACCCUUGACUACCUCGGUUCUGCCUGCUCAUGACCGUAUACCUAUUCCACAACUUAGUCACUCGUACAAUUUUCGCCUUACAAGCCAUGCUGAACGCCAGUCCGUCUAUCGAACUGAGUUCUGCAAUCCGAAAGUCAGGGAGAGGCUAGCAGUGUUAUUGGAUCCAAGCAGACUCUCCGAGAUGUAUGACCAGAGCCGUUCCCAGUCAUACAGGCCGUAUCUAAUCAGAAACAGCAAAUUCAAGCGAUCCCCAGUUAGAGGUGAAUCAAAAGCGAAACUCGAUCUCAAUCCUAUGCAAAAGAUGGUCCUUCAAAAGACCAAAAUUGACUAUGCCUACCCAUCCUUCACCCCCAUCAAGAUCGACGAUGCCUAUCCAUCAGUGAAGUCUUAUCAGAAGAGACCAACACCAAAGUCAAAUCUUGAUAAAGUUUUUUCGAGCACUCCUCUCAAUCCCAAUUUGGCCGUCGAGAUUCCUCAAAUGCCGCCGGCAUUCCGUAGGGAGGAGUAUGCGGCCUUGCCCAAAUCUCCCAAGCGGCGCAAACUGAACGAGUCCAACAUGAACGGGAACGUUGCUCUGACAGUCAGCUCAAAGAAGGAGAAAGAUGAUUUCCUUUUGACGUCUUUUGAGAACCAGCUUUUGGAGAUAUUUGAAGCACAAGAUCGGCUUGCGCCUGACACAUCUACCACAGCCACCAAUCACGACAGGACUGUGUUCGAUUUCCUUGAUGAGGAUGAUGAUUCAGAACCACGUCUUUCAGUAGCAAGCCACGAGAAGUUGCAAGCCACGCUAAGUCAUCUGGUCACCUCGGCCCGAUUGAUCGACGCCUCACCUGAGUAUCUAAGACGCCUUCAAGUGCUCUGCGAGCCUGCAAUUGAAGCAGCACAGACUGUCAAUUUGCGAACUCAACCUGAUCAAACAGAGGAGGACAUCAAAGUUUGGCUAAAUCGACUUCACAAGGCAGAAAGUGGCGCUGCUUCUGCUUGCACCUUCAUCUAUAUUGCACUGGGUAAUCCUCAAAAAGAAGAACUCGUUAACCUCGAAGUCCUGCAAUGGCUACCGAACAUAUUGGUCAACGUCUUUGAGAAUUGCCUUAUUCCUAUUGUUGAGUCCCGAGUAGAAGGACAGGAUAGCCAUUUAUUCCAAUUAGCAUAUCGAAACAGUGAUGCAGUAAAGAGGCUUCUCGAUUCUGGACGAAAGCUAUUGGACCUCGUCGCAAGAGUCUGCAUUCAAAUCAAAGGUGCUGGGUCCAUCGUUAACUCAACCGAUUUCAUGGCUUCCAAGCUCAUUUUCGUCCAAAAUGCUUACAACGACAAAACAUCCGCAAUAGGAUCCCAAACUUAUGAGCGCGUUCGAAAACAGGCCAUGGCAGCCUUGGCCAAGCUCUACGCAGCAUUUCCAUCAGAGAGAAACGCCAUCCUAGACGAGAUUUUGACCUCGCUAGACAAAUUGCCAUCCAACAGCAGAAGCGCUAGGCAAUAUAAGCUUGGCAACGGCAAAAGCAUCCAGCUUGUCUCUGCUCUUUUUAUGCAGCUGGUACAAACCCCAGCAAUGUCAAUCAGCAAGAAGCAAAGUCUGAAGAAGAGCCGCUAUCAGAGUAAGCGGACUGAUGGUUCUGAUAGCUCUGACAAUGAUUCAGCAAGUGAUUCGGAAGCCGACGAAGAUCUCAUGACCAACAAUCACGAUGAUCCAUUGUCGAAACUCGGCAGUCUUGCCGAGUCACUCUUCGAUGAUGCGUUCAGAAGCGCCCAACACAUCGUUGGCUGGAUGGUUGAUAAAGCUUCGAAAGUGACUAAAACAGGGGAUUCACCCUACAGGAACAUCCUUGAUCUUUUCGUUGAAGAUCUGACGAUAGUGCUUCCAUCUACAGAUUGGCCGGCAUCAGAAUUACUUCUUACGGUUCUCGCCGUCCGUAUGAUCAGUCUUGCCAAGAAUGAUAGGGCUGCCUCCACGAAGAACAUGGCAUUGGAAUCGUUGGGAGUGAUGGGAUCCGCUAUUUCUGUGACGAGGGCAUCCGCUAGAAGUUCUCUAGCAUCAAUUAUCCACACAGGAGAGUCAGGCCCUUCUCUGAUUGCUCGGGACCUAUCGGAUCUUGUGAAGGACCGAGCCCAUUUUCUUCUUCAAAACGAUGAGCUUAUCCUGAACAACGGCCCAUAUUCAAUUAUUCGCUCUUACUUGAGUUCGAAGGGAGGUGAAAGUCUGAGAACACGAUCUGCAAGAGCAUACUUCCUUGUCCAGUAUGCUGCAAUGGUCGCUCGAACUCUUAAAGGGUGCACUAAACAAGGAGAUGAAGGAAAACAAGUAUUGACGCUCGACACUACCGUUGACUCACUUCUUCAACAGCUUUCCGAACCUGACGAACCGGGGGCUGCCUACAAGGAUGACCGAGCCGUGACGAGUCAGGAAGCCCAAUUAGCCUACAUGCUUUGCAUUCUUAAUAUGCGGUUUUGUCGACGGUUCCCGGAGAUUGCGAAAACUCUUGCCUCAUCACUUUCCAGCGAUCAAGCUCAGGUUCGGAGUCGUAGCUUGAAGAGUGUUGUCACGAUUUUGGAAACCGACUCAAGUCUGCUAGAUUGGGACCCUACAAUUGCGGAUGAUGUCUUCAAAUGCGCAUCAGAUGAUUCGUCUUUGGUUCGGGAUUCAGCAUUGUCUCUGAUUGCCAAGUUCAUCGUACCCAGGCCAGCGCUUGAACAAAAGGCUUUCAAACGGCUGCUGGCGUGCGCUGGAGACGGCAAUGUUGGUGUACAGAAACGUGCUAUCGGACACCUUAAAGAUAUCUAUCUGAAAGAGUCUAGGAUCAACGUAAGAACAACUAUUGCCACGGAAUUCCUACGACGAACCUCAGAUCUUGAGGCAUCGGUCGCUGAAUUGGCAAGCAAGACAUUGACCGAUAUCUGGAUCGUUCCUAAGUUGGCCCUUUUGGCGUCCUCAAGCGAAUCAGCUCAUGCGGAAGUCGCUAUUGAUGACCUGAAGGCACAUAUCGUCUCAUGUGUGAAUCAAGACACUAUAGGCUUGGGUCCUAUGCUAAAGAACUUUCUGGUCUGGAAAUUGAAGAAUUCCAAACAUGCCGAUCAGGUACGACAUCUUUAUGCUCGGAUCGUCAAAAAUCUCCUAGAUAUGGCAAACGCCUCGGAGGCGGGACCAGCGGACUUGACGACCCUUGUGGCCUUUGCAGAAGCCCGCCCUCAAACGAUCGUUCCUGGAGACUUAGCAAGCUUGAAAAGCUAUUUGAAGGACUUAUCACAGUCUGACGAUCUUUUGAAGUUUAGGUCUGUCGUGACGAUCUUUCGUUGCGUUCUACCCCACCUGUCAAGUACACAGAGCCAGUUGUUGCUAGAUGUUCAGCUUGAUCUCAUGAAGGCCGGUCCCAAGGUGGUUCGACGUGAGGACCUGGAAGAAGUCAUGUCCUGCUUGAGAAGCAUUGAUGGAGUAUUGCACAACACAGCUAAACUUGUAGCCUUCGCGAUUUCAAUCCUCCAGCAUGUUCUUCGACCUCAACUUCCAGCCCAAGUUCGGGAGAAGCUGCUAAAGGAGAAUCCAAAAGAGGUGACCAUUAGAGAAAACGCCACACGCGCCAAGAUGUUGCGAUUGAUCGGGACCAUCACUAAAUAUAUCGACUUUGAACAGCACCCUAGCGAAUUCCGACAGAAGUUCCCCAGUUUCAAAAGCGGAUCUGUCGCGGGAUUCAUCGCAGAUUCCGUCGUGCCGUAUACCUUCAAAGAUGUCCCGAUUGAAGUGAGAUCCAAAGCCUUGGAGAGUCUGGGCUCGAUAUGUCAAGCGUGGCCAGGACAAUUCAUUAAAAAACAUAUUCGGGAAACUUUUUUCCAAAUUCUCGACGGCGCUUUGCUCAAGUCUGUUUCAGAGAACGACAUAAUGAAAAUGCAGCUUGUGGUAUUGGGUACUUUUCAAGAACUUUACGCAACCCGUGCUGGUGCUAAGGCGGAGACCGACAAGGGCGAGGGGCAGAGCGAGGUGCAAGCUCUCAAGAAUAUUGGUGGAACGAGCAAAGCCCGCGAAGAUGAUAGUGCAAUCUCAACCAUCACCAACCCGCUGGUUGACCACCUUCUACGCAUUGCAAUGUCGGAGAAAGGAGAGAAGGCAUUCCUUGCGGCUCAAACCCUUGCGAGCGUCGAUCAUCAAGGCAUGACGCAUCCAAAGCAAAGUACAGCAGCGUUUGUCGCGCUGGAGACGAGUCCAGAAUCACGAGUUGCCAGUGUGGCCAGGAUCGCUCAUGAAUAUCUACAUCAACAACAUGAAUCUGUCUGUGAAAGAGAGUACAUUCAUGCCGUAUAUGAAGCAUUUCGAUACCAGAAUGAGGUGUUCCAAGAUCCACAGGGUGCCACGGUCCCAGGAUUUAAAGCAAAACUUUCAGCAGCAUUUACUAUCAUCAGCACCAGUGGAUCGAAAUAUGUCAAAAAGUUUCUUAGCAGUCUGGUCUCGAAACUCAAUACCGAGUAUUCGAAGUUGAAUGUCGAGAACAUGGAAGUUCCUUCGCACCUACUAUUUGUGCUUUUUGUAACCCAAAACAUGGCAUUCUUCGAGUACAAGAAGAUGGAUGAGUUGUUGCACACCGUGCUGCAACUGGAGCUGGCUUUUGGCAAGAAUGGAGGGGAGUUGGCUCAAGUUAUUGAAGCUCUUGUUCCACCAGAGGCAAAACCGACCGAAGUCAAUGGAGAGCUCGAUGCUGUGAUUCAGCCCAGUGAACACAAGCCAGAACCACAGGUCGACCCUGCGCUACUCAGGCAACUUUGUGUAGCAGCAUGCGCAAUCACACUGGUCUCUGAGGCAAGAAAUUUCUUGAAACGACAAUACGGUAUUUCGCGGGAUGUCAAGGUGGCGAUGCAACAAAACAAACACACCAAGGAAGCGACAAAAGAGCCGGUGAAAGUGCACGGCAUUACAGGAGAUCGAUUUUGGACCAAUAGCAACGCAGUCUUGGCAUCGUUGGAGAGCACCGAGACAAUGAUGGCGAGAUGCAAGGAGUUUGUCAUGUUGGUAGCGAUUGACGACGAGGUCAAGAUUGCAGAAGAUGAGAGCGAAGCGUAUGUAGUAGAAAAUGGGUUUGACGCAUCAUUGAGUGCGCCCCGUGGGAAGAAACGAAAGAGUACAGGGUCGAUUGGAGGCACACCUAAGAGACCUCGUGGAAAGCCACCUAAGAACGGACGACGGUCUUCGAGCAUUUCUUCGAUGGAAGACCCCGAUGCAGAUUUUGCCGGCUGA
Messenger RNA from Exophiala aquamarina CBS 119918, 5316 nucleotides. RefSeq lists its product as uncharacterized. Gene Ontology annotation, molecular function: chromatin binding. Gene Ontology annotation, cellular component: Scc2-Scc4 cohesin loading complex. NCBI's taxonomy places the organism in Eukaryota, Fungi, Ascomycota, Eurotiomycetes, Chaetothyriales, Herpotrichiellaceae. Bases 1 to 5316 code for a protein of 1771 amino acids. The record is from RefSeq and is a predicted model, not a curated record. Gene Ontology annotation, biological process: establishment of protein localization to chromatin; replication-born double-strand break repair via sister chromatid exchange; establishment of mitotic sister chromatid cohesion. The transcript has 2 exons.